Messenger RNA from Dicrocoelium dendriticum, 249 nucleotides. Lineage: Eukaryota; Metazoa; Platyhelminthes; Trematoda; Plagiorchiida; Dicrocoeliidae. The record is from the annotation of a GenBank genome assembly.
AUGAAGUCCAACUCAGAUGAUCGUUCUUGGCAAAUGCUAUUCACGAUCUUACUGCAUUUUGAUUUCCGCAUGUGUGUUCAGGAAGAGUACCUCCGAGAACUUCUGAAACGUAUCGUCCUCAACUCACAGGAAGAAUCUUCCCCACAGCAGGAGGAUUGUAAAAUUGGUGAUCAGAGUGGAUCAUUGCAGCAGAAGAAAAGGAACGGCAUGGCCUUGAGAGCAAAACCGACCUGUCACCCAAGUGAGUAA